Acanthosepion pharaonis is the source of this 495-nucleotide messenger RNA. Lineage: Eukaryota; Metazoa; Mollusca; Cephalopoda; Sepiida; Sepiidae. The record is from the annotation of a GenBank genome assembly.
AUGCUGCUGUCCAUCCCAGGGAAAGUACUGACAAAAAAGAAGGCAUUGGACAAGACACUCCGAGAAGAACAGGCAAGCUUUCGUCAAGACAGAUCAUGCAUAGACCACAUCGUCACAUUGCGCAUCAUCAUCGAACAGUCCCUAGAAUGGCAGACCCCCGUGUACUCAGUCUUCGUCGACUUUCAGAAAGCUUUUGAUGGUGUCUGGAGACUUAUACAGCACUAUGGCUUUCCGUCAAAGUUUGUCACCAUCAUCCAACUACUGUAUGAAGAUGCCACCAGUCAAGUUAUCCAUGACGGGAAGCUAACGGAACCAUUCCCAGUGCAAAUUGGUGUUCGUCAGGGACGCCUUAUGUCACCGACGAUCUCCCUGCUAGUGGUCGACUGGAUAAAGCGACAGGUCACGUCAGGCAGGAGAACUAGUUUACAGUGGACCUUCAUGAAGCAGCUGAAAGACAUCAGAUUUCUCUCCCACAACAAGAUGCGUAGAAUCUGA